This is a messenger RNA of Chanos chanos (milkfish), 5630 nucleotides long. It is a transcript of the gene zc3h13, whose product is annotated as zinc finger CCCH-type containing 13. NCBI's taxonomy places the organism in Eukaryota, Metazoa, Chordata, Actinopteri, Gonorynchiformes, Chanidae. The transcript is spliced from 22 exons. The record is from RefSeq and is a predicted model, not a curated record. Gene Ontology annotation, molecular function: metal ion binding. Bases 128 to 5494 code for a protein of 1788 amino acids.
CCAUGAAGGCGGCUUGGGGAGCCCCGAUAAAAGAAUUGCAAGAUUUUCGCUUGUAAUUUCAAAAGAGAGAGCCCCCAAAAGUCUAUUAAGCUGGACGAGACGUUUCAAUAAUUUUUGGCCCUGCAGAAUGUCCAAAAUAAGGCGGAAGGUAACAGUGGAGAAUUCAAAGACCAUAUCUGACAGCAGUAGCAACACUACCCCCUCACGUCGGCCCAGCGUUUUCGAGAGACUCGGACCCAGUACUGGAAGUAAUGCUGCCGAGACUCACUGUAGAAAUUGGUUGAAGACUGGAAAUUGCAGUUACGGCAACACUUGUCGCUACACACAUGGAACUCAGCCAAGGGGCAAAGGAUUUACUGGAACAUUUAACAGGUCAACUGAGAGACCCACUGGGGAUCUCCGUGAGAGGAUGAAGAAUAAGAGACAGGAUGUAGAUGCUGAUUCGCAGAAAAGAGACCCUGAAGAGCCUACUUCACCCACAACCAGACAGCGAGAUUCAUCCCGAGGAAGACACAGAGAGAAAGAAGACAUAAAGAUCACUAAGGAACGCACGCCAGCCAGCGAAGAAGAACCAGCAGAGUGGGAAACCGCCCGUGAAGAUUCAGAUAACGGUGAUUACGACUACGAGCUAUCUUUAGAAAUGAAGAGACAGAAAAUUCAGCGCGAACUGAUGAAGCUGGAGCAGGAGAACCUGGAGAAAAGAGACGACAUAGCCAUCAAAAAGGAGGAGUCAGUAGCCAAGAACAGAACCAGCAGCACCUCUAAGGCUUCUCCAGAGCCCGCCAGUUCAAAAGGGUCACCUUCGUCCCGUAAAUCCAGCGGCUCCCCCAAACACAAAUCCGGUGUGAAGGGCAGCAGCUCAGGCAAGAAGGAGAAGAAAUCUUCAUCUUCAAUUAUCUCUUCCCCCGUGUCCGACCAGACCAGGGCAGAGGAGGCAGAGAGCAGACCCUCCAAGGCGUCUCACGGAAAGAAGAAGGGUCCGCGGACCCCCAGCCCCCCGCCCCCCGUCCCCGUGGGCAGCCCCGCGGUGGGCAAGAAGCACAAGGGCAAACACAAGAACAAGGAGAAGUCUGAGGACAAGCCCAAAGAGGGCAAAGAGAGGGGCCGCGACACGGAGAAACACAAGGAAAAGAAAGAAAAACGCAGAGAUCGUUCGGAGAGUUCUCACAAAGCCAAACGUUCGGUGACAUCAGAGGAACGUUCUGGAAGUAUCUCUUCUCCACCCAAGGACAUGUCUCCCUCCACCAGGAGGAAGUCCUCCUCGCCCAAGUCUGCCUCCCAGAAAGCUGCCUCUUCACCCCCAAGGUCUCGGACUCCGCCGAGGCACCACCGCUCCCCGUCACCCCCUCCACGUCAGCACCACUCCCCCUCCUCCCACUCCGGCUCCUCCGCCCAGAGGCACUCCCCCUCCCCCCGUCGCAGGAGGAGCCCCGGCUCCCCCGCGUACCACCGCGACCCGCCCCCCUCCUCGUCCUCCCCGUCCGCCUCGCGCCGCUCCCGUUCUCCGCUGACCCCCCAGCGGGACCACUCUCCGGCCCAGCGGCGCUCCAGCCCCACGCGCCACCACUCCCAGGGCAGAGAGAGGGGCCGUGGAGACAGGGACAGAAGCCCGGGGAUGCAGGAUCGCCGGCACGAGCGCAGAGACGAGAGCAGAGGGAAGCGUGAAAAAGACGGCGGUGGGCGAGAUGACAGGGAGUACGACGGCGAGCAGGGCUCCUCGCGAGACGACCGCGACUCCAGAGAGGGUCGGGAUCGGCGGGAUGCCCGGGACCGACGGGACGUGCGCGACGAGCGGCAGCACCGCGACGGCAAGGACGCGCGAGAGGGCAGGCCGGAGACGCGGGACCGCUCCGGGCGAGAGUCCCUGGAGCACAGGGACCGAGAGAGAGACAGGGAGAGAGAGCGGGAGAGAGAAAGAGAGAGAGACAGGGAGAGGGACAGGACGGACACGCACAGGAAGGAGGAGGCGGCGGCGCAGGACGACAGGGGCUACGGCAGAGGGCACGGACGGGACGAAGGGCGGGCCGAGACGAGGGCGGAGUCCAGGAGUGACGGUCGCGCUGAUAGGCCAGGAAGAGGGAGAGGGCGUGGCAUAGAGCCCACAGAUAAAGGCUCUGCUAGAGGCACCAGAGCGUCACAGGGAGAGAGCAGCGGCCAUGACUCCUGGGAAUCGCGCAGCGGGAGUUUGAGGGAGAGGAGUUCUGAGAGAACCACGGAACGAGGAGCUGACAGGGCCACCGAGCGUGAUCGCUACGACAACGACCGCCAGAGAGGGGAUCAAGCCCGCGAUUCGUCCUACGACAGGCGCGGAGGCCACGCUGAGCGAGACCGCAGAGAGAACAGGGACAGAGAGCAGAGAGCGCCAUCUGCUGGCCGCCACCAAGGCCGCAGCGAAGACCCCGACCGCGAGGAGAGGAGAGAUGACCGCAGGGCGGAACGAGCGGACGACAGACGAGACGACCGCGCCCGCGAGAGGGAAAGAGAGAGAGAGAGGGAGCGCGAGAGGGAGAAAGAAAGAGAGAGGGAGAAAGAAAGAGAGAGAGAGAAAGAAAGAGAAAGGGAGAGGGAGGCGGAGCGGGAGCGCGAACGCGCCCGGGAGAGAGAACGCGACCGAGAGCGGGAGAGAGAACGCGAGGAACGGGAACGAGAGCGCGAGGAGAGGGAGCGGGAGAGGGAGGAGAGAGAGCGGGAGAGGGAGAGAGAGAGGAAGGAGAGAGAGCGAGAACGAGAGCAGAGGGAAAGAGAGAGACAGAGGGAAUGGGAGGAAAGAGAAAAGGGAAGAGAAGACCGGAGGGAACGACGCGAUGACGGGCGAGAUGAACGGCCCGGUCGAGACGUCCACGAAGAACGGAAGACCAGUCGUAAGAGGCAUCGUGUCGAGAGCAGCCCGAGUCCUCGGCCCUCCCCCAAACGAAAUCGAGAUGCCAGCCCCGGAGACAGCGACGGCUACAACAGCAACGAGGAGAAAAUGUCAGAUAAACACAGGCUCCUGAGUCAGGUGGUCCGACCACAGGAGACUUCCCGCUCGCCGACACGCGCCGCCGUCGACGACAAGACCGGCCGCUGGAAGGAAGAGGAUCGCCGCGGCGACAAGAAAGAAGGGCGGGGCCGACACGAGGAAGCGGACGUCCGCGGCGACAGAGGCGCGGUCAGAGGAGGGGAGCGACGCGGAGAGCAUGUUCUGGAAAGCUCCGUGUCGGGAGGUUCCGACGCCUCCAGAAGGAGUAAGGACCAGCGCGACCUCACUCCACCUCCCGCGGCCCCCGCCGUCGCGGAGGAGCGGGAUCCUGCCGCCGCGGGCCAUGAGGAAGGGAAGAAGACUAAAAAAUCUCUCAGAAAGGGCCUGAAAAAGAACAGGAAAGAGGAGGACACAGGCAGCGUCGGGGGAGGAGAACGCUUCAACCCCGAGCCUUUGUCUUCUACCCCCGCCAAAGUUCUUCCGUCCCUCCUCUCCCCGCGCAAAACCCCCAAGAAAAAGGGCGGAGACAAGAAACGCAAGCGCUCGCGAGGCGCCGAGUCGGACGCGUCGGACGAUGAGCCGGCCGUCCACCACCCCCUCAGCAAGAGGAGGCGUGGCCCUAGAACUCCGCCCCCUAUCAUGAAGGAAGACCUUCCUUCCCAGAAGGCCCUCGCCGCCAGUCAGGCUUUGACCACGCCCAUUAAGAUGGACACGCACUUCAGCGACUGGUCGGACGAGGACGUGCCGGAGCGCGGGGAGAGCGCCGCCUCUCUACCCGCCGAGAGACCCCCGGCGGAGAGGCUCCUGCCCUCCGAACCUCCCAGGAGGGGCGGGAGGGGAGGGCGGGACAGGACCGAUCCCCCCAUCGCCCCUCUGCUGGGCCAGGAACCUCCCAUGCUGAUGCAGACCCUCCCCUUACAGCCGCUGCUGCCGCAGCACAUGCUGCGCAAGUCCGCAGCCGAGCAGCCGAAACGCAGCAGCAGCCUAGGCAGCAACCAGAGCCGAGCCUCCUCCAGACGCCUGCGCUCGCCCUCCAACGAAUCCGCCCACCGCGACGACGGGCAGCCGGGCCCCAGGUCCCGCCGGGGCAGGCUCCAGACGGGCAACUCCCGCGACAGAGAGAGAGAGAGGGAGCGCGAGAGAGAAAGAGAGAGGGAAAGAGAACGAGAGCAAAGAGAGAGGCCAGGCGCGAACGAGCCCAUGGCGACGGAGAGGAAAUCUCGUAUCGACCAGCUGAGGAGAGGAGAGCCUAGUCGCAGCACUUCGUCAGACCGACAGGAUUCAAGAAGCCACAGCUCCCGACGCAGUUCUCCGGAGUCGGAACGGCAGGCUCGCUCCAGAGCCGGAUCCUACGACAGCCGCGAGAGGGAGAGGGAGCGGGACAGAGACCGGGAGACGUUCGAGCGGGAUUGGGACAGGAAAGACAAUCGGCAGCAGCAGCCGAGAGACUGGGAGCCCGAGGCCAGGGAGUGGGUCGGGAGGGGCAGGGAACCGCUGCUUCUCCGCGGUAACCGGGAGCCAAUCAGAGAGCGGGACCUGAGGGAGAUGCGGGAAAGAGAGCGGCUUCUCCCCGAGGGGCUGCUGUCUCACGAUCGGAUGGAGCGCGAGCGCAUGGAACGGGAGAGAGAGCGCGAACGGGAUCGGGACAGGGGAGAACGCGACAGGAUGCUGCCGUUUGACCUCCCACCACACGGGGAGCCCAAGAGCAGAGCGGAGAUGAGAAUGGGUGACUACGAGCCUUUACUGCCCCGAGAAGCUCUCGCUAUGGAAACGGAGAAGCCUGGCGACAGUCAGCACGCGCCAGGGGAAGCCUCUGAGCCAGAGAAAGCAGACAGUCUUGACGAGGAGGAUGAUGGGAAGGGUGAGGAUGCGCAGUCCGUCAUCUCAGGCGGAGAAGAAUACGAGCCAAUCAGUGACGACGAGCUGGACGAGAUCCUGGCGGACAGCGCGCAGAAGAGAGACGACCAGCAGGAGGACGAGAAGACUCCAGGGCCCGUGGACGUGAUAGACGUGGACUGGUCCAGCCUAAUGCCCAAGCAGAAGCAGGAGCCCAGGGCGGCCGGCGCGGCCUUGUUGAAGUUCACCCCCGGGGCUGUGCUCCUCAGGGCGGGCGUUUCCAAACGCCUCGCCGGGCCCCAGCUCCUCCACAGGGUUAAGGAGGUCUGCUCUGGGGAACUGGAUGACCCGAAAGAUGUUGACAAGCUGUUUGAGCAUGAUCUGGGAGCCCUGAACAUGGCGGCUCUGAACAGACGCUCGGAGAGGGCAGGUCUGCUCAGGAACCUGGGCCCCUGCUGUAAGGCCCUGUGUGCUCGCAGAGACAUCGCCAUCCGCAGACAGCUUCUCAAGAACGACAAGGGCACAACUAAACAGAUGUACACGAGCGCUCCGGUCGUGGACAACGAGCUGUUGCAGCUGAGCGUGCGUCUCUUUAAAAAGAAAGUGUCCGCCUGCCAGUCCGUGGGACAGCAGGACAGGGCAGAGACAGGGACUGCUCCUUCGCAGCCCAACCCACCCGCUGAGGUGUGUGUGUCCUAAAGAGGCUGUUGGUGAGGAUUGCGGGGGUGUGUGCGCGCGCGUGUGUUUGUUUGUGUGUGUGUGAGUGAGUGUGUGAGUUAUACAGACCCCAUCCCACCCCCAGGUCUCAAAACCAGCUCCAACAGUUAUUGCUUUC